Gamsiella multidivaricata is the source of this 2053-nucleotide messenger RNA. RefSeq lists its product as uncharacterized. The transcript has 4 exons. The coding region runs from base 236 to 1927 and encodes 563 amino acids. The record is from RefSeq and is a predicted model, not a curated record. Lineage: Eukaryota; Fungi; Mortierellomycota; Mortierellomycetes; Mortierellales; Mortierellaceae.
GAAAUUUUUUCGGCGCAUGGGCCAACUUGCCCCACACGACAGAUCAUAAAUGAACAGCACCCUGCGAAUCUUCUUUUUUUCCCCUUCCGCACCCUUUCUUCUCUAUGCACACACACACAUAACUUCAACGUCACGCAUGCUGGCAAAUUAAACGCAUCAUAUCGACCAACAAUAACAGCGGCAAUAACUUCUCUCUGCAUCCCAUCCAUCGUCUCAACUCAACAUCUGGCUCCUCAUGCAACUCGGCAGCAAGACCCAGCGUUCAUUGAACUGGCGUUUGGCAUCUCUCUCGCUGGGACUGGCCUUGGCUCUCUUUGCCAGCAGCACAAACGCUUCUCCAGUCUCACAGAGCUAUUUCCGAAAUGGCGCCGUUGUGCAACAUCAACCCUUCGAAACGGGGGCGACGACUAUUCUUGAUGUCCUGGGCCAGCGACCGGAGUUUACAAAAAUCCUUGAGCUCAUUCAAAAGGACAAAGACAUGACCAAGAUGCUGGGUGACCCUGUUACUCAGUCGACGCUGUUUGCACCAACGAACGAGGCCUUCGACUCGGUCUCAGAUGGAGACUACCCAACGCGUGAUGUGCUCAUGUACCACAUCAGCGACCACGUCUUCAAUACUUCGACUCUCCGCUCCAGAGCCAUCAUCAAAUCUCUGUACGAAUCCCCCGGCCUCAACUACUCCCCCCAACUCCUGCGUAUCUCGCUCGAGCCUCCCUGUAUCCCCUCCACGAGUACCGUUCGGAACUCGUUCUGGAGAGUUGAACCCGAGAUCUGUAUCACGGGCACGGAUGAGGUUAAUACUGAGGCUGGAGAAAGCCUGUAUGUGAAUCGUGCUAAGGUUGUGAUCCCGGAUUUGAGGGCCCAGAGUGGUGGGGUUGUUCAUGGGGUGAGUCAAAUUAUUUGGCCGCCCGGAGAGACGAUUUUGGAUGAGAUCGAGAGACAUUCUGCGCAUUUUUCAUAUUUGAAUAAGGCGUGGAGUGAGACGGGGGUGGAUGAAAAGGUGAGGGAUGGAAAGGAUAUGACGCUCUUUGCAGCCCAUGACAAGGCUUGGAAAGCACUGCCGAAGAAACUGUUGAAAUGGCUGUUCUCAAACGACGGCCGCGAACACCUCAAGAUCUUCUCCAUGUACCAGGUUGCGAACAGGGCUGUCUACACCCCUGAGAUCUUCAACAAGACCCGCAAGGACGGAACCCCCGACGACGAUUACCACGAAAUCAUCCUCCAAUCACUCCUGAACUCACCCUGGUUUGAGCUGCAUGUCCUCGCCAAGCCUAGGAAGUCCGUUCCAGCCCACUCAAACAGCGAGUCUGAACUCGAGUUGUAUCCCAAGAACCUCGCAGAUCUGAUCGAAACCAUCAAGGGACUCGUCCAAGGAGAUGAGGACCCUAAGAAUCCAGAUGAUGACAAGCAGCUGGGUCAUCAUCACCGUUACCGUAAUCCCAACCAUUCGCACCAUCAUCCUCACCGCGGCAGCAAGCGCCAUCGCCAUCGUCACCAUCAUCAUCGCCACCACCACCACAGCGGUUCACACGAUGGAGGUGGCUGUAAAAAGCCUAAGCUGCCGACUCCUACACCGACUCCGCGCCGGGACGAGAUCUUUGUGAACAAGAAGGCGCGAGUGCUCCAUGGAUUUGAGAACUGGAUCGCGGGCAAUGGUGUGGUCCAUGUGGUCGAUCGGGUGCUGAUGCCUCCGCGUAGUAAGGGCUGUGAGAGGAUGACGGCGGCUGAGUGUGCGGCCUGGGAGACGAUGUGGGAUCUGGCGAAUGUUGGAGUCGAGAACGUAGUCGAUGAUACGAUCGCAUGGUGGGAGGAUCUGACACUGUUUGAUGUGGAGGACGGAGAGGACAAGGAGGGUUUGGAGAAGGGUUUUUUUGACCUUGAGAAUGAUAUGGACGACGAGGAGCUGGAUGCGAAAAAAGACAGAUAGGACGCGACUGAGCAGGUGGAAGAGAGCCAUGCCUUUGUCAAGUUCUAGGCAAUGCAGCCGUGUGUUGUACAUAGUUUAGCUGGCUUAUAAAAAAAAAUAAAAAUACGUUCAGGCACGAAGAUCGCA